This is a messenger RNA of Brassica oleracea var. oleracea, 2029 nucleotides long. Its product is annotated as signal peptide peptidase-like 4. Gene Ontology annotation, biological process: membrane protein proteolysis. The record is from RefSeq and is a predicted model, not a curated record. Bases 144 to 1766 code for a protein of 540 amino acids. The transcript is spliced from 13 exons. Gene Ontology annotation, cellular component: cytoplasmic side of endoplasmic reticulum membrane; lumenal side of endoplasmic reticulum membrane; lysosomal membrane. Lineage: Eukaryota; Viridiplantae; Streptophyta; Magnoliopsida; Brassicales; Brassicaceae. Gene Ontology annotation, molecular function: aspartic endopeptidase activity, intramembrane cleaving.
UGCCUUUUCAUCUCUCUCUCCCACCAGAGUUUUUUCCCUCUCUCUCUCUCUCUCUCUCUGGUUCCUUGUACCUUCCUCUCCAAUCUCCAUAUCUCUUUUAUCUUCGACCUAGUCUUCUUCUUCUCCUUGGUAGAGUGAAAAGUAUGAUCCAGCGGAGAUCUUUCAGCUGUUUGUUGUAUGUUUUGGGGAUGUUGUUGUUGUACAGUGCUAGUUUGGUUUGUGGUGGAGACAUAGUUCACCACGAUGAUUCGAUUCCACAGAGACCUGGCUGCAACAACAAUUUCGUACUGGUCAAAGUCCCAACUCGAGUAGAUGGGAAAGAAAAAGAGGAGUUUGUUGGUGUCGGUGCUAGGUUUGGGCCUACCUUGGAAUCUAAGGAGAAGCAUGCUACCCUCAUCAAACUCGCCCUUGCCGACCCUCCUCAUUGCUGCACCACCCCCAAAUCCAAGCUUACUGGAGAGGUCAUUCUUGUUCACCGUGGUAAUUGCAGUUUUACCACCAAAACUAAGGUAGCUGAAGCUGCUGGUGCCUCUGCCAUCCUCAUCAUAAACAACAGCACUGAUCUUUUUAAGAUGGUAUGUGAGAAGGGUGAAAACGUUUUAGAUAUCAAUAUCCCUGUUGUUAUGCUACCUAUUGAUGCUGGUAGAAGCCUCGAGGAGACCGUUCAGAGUAACUCCAUAGUUACCUUGCAGCUAUAUUCGCCGAAACGUCCAGCAGUUGAUGUGGCUGAGGUCUUUCUAUGGCUUAUGGCUGUUGGUACCAUCCUUUGUGCUUCUUAUUGGUCUGCUUGGACCGCUAGGGAAGAAGCCAUUGAGCAAGACAAGCUGCUAAAGGACGGAUCAGAUGAACUGUUGCAGGUAUCAACCACAAGCUCUAGAGGGGUUGUUGAGAUCACCGUGAUAUCAGCAAUUUUGUUUGUGGUGGUUGCUUCUUGUUUCCUCAUCAUGCUCUACAAGCUCAUGUCAUUCUGGUUUAUAGAAGUGUUGGUGGUCCUCUUUUGCAUCGGUGGCGUAGAGGGGCUGCAAACCUGUUUGGUCGCUUUGCUCUCAUGUUUCAGAUGGUUCCGGCGAAUAGGAGAAUCAUAUGCGAAAGUUCCUUUGCUGGGGGCAGUCUCAUACUUGACUCUGGCCGUUUGUCCCUUGUGCAUAGUAUCUGCUGUUAUCUGGGCAGUUUACCGCCAAUACCCUUUUGCUUGGAUAGGCCAAGAUAUCCUUGGAAUCUCGCUGAUAAUCACAGUUCUUCAAAUCGUCCGGGUACCAAAUCUUAAGGUUGGAGUUGUUCUUCUCAGCUGUGGCUUCAUGUAUGACAUCUUCUGGGUUUUUGUUUCAAAAUGGUGGUUCCGUGAAAGCGUGAUGAUUGUGGUAGCUCGUGGUGACAAAAGCGGAGAGGACGGCAUCCCUAUGCUACUAAAGAUCCCACGUAUGUUUGAUCCUUGGGGUGGCUACAGUAUCAUCGGUUUUGGCGAUAUCAUCUUACCUGGACUUCUUGUCACUUUUGCACUCAGAUACGACUGGCUGGCAAACAAGAGGCUCAAGUCUGGAUACUUCCUUUGGACAAUGUCUGCUUAUGGUCUAGGUCUUCUCAUAACAUAUAUUGCUUUAAACUUGAUGGAUGGACACGGGCAACCAGCUUUGCUUUACAUCGUUCCAUUCAUACUUGGUACUUUGACAGUGUUAGGUCAUAAGAGAGGUGAUCUGAAGACCUUAUGGACAACAGGGGAACCCGAGAGGCCAUGUCCUCACGUUCGCCUUCAACAUCAAUCUUAAAAGAAACCCCAUGGGAUCAGACCAGAUCAUUCUCUAGUUUUAUUGUUAAUACGGACACACGCUUGGUAGGUUUAUAUAUAAAUGUAUCUCUUCCUCACCCCUUACAGAACCAAAGUAGAACCCCCCGCCCUUCCUACACACCCUCUGGUCUUUUACUCUGUUCAUUUUUAACCUCCUUUUCUUACUUACAUCUUUCUUCUAUUCAACAAAGAAGAAGAAAAAAGAAUUAGACUGAGUGAAAUUUAUUUUUAUUUUUAAUUCUA